AUGAGAGUUGAUUCACAGAUUCUCUUAAACUGUGGUGCAUCAGUUAAUGAAGCCAUUGAUUCCUCCGGCAGAAAAUGGAUCCCAGAUUCCAAGUUCCUCACCACAAACGACUCUCUCUCUUCAACUGCGAAUUCCCAAGAUCCAUCCCUCCCCUCCACAGUCCCUUACAUGCACUCUAGAAUCUUCAAAUCCGAAACCACCUACAAAUUCCCCAUCUCCCCCACCUCCCGCCACUGGCUCCGCCUCCACUUCUACCCCUCCUCCUACGACCAAUUCGACUCCGCCUCCGCCUUCUUCUCCGUCUCCGCCGCCGGCUUCACUCUCCUCCACAACUUCAGCGCCUCCCUCACCGCCCAAUCCCUCACACAAGCUUACCUCAUCACAGAAUUCACCAUCAACCACGUAAACUCACCUCUCCUCCGCCUCACAUUCACCCCUCUGCUCGGCUUCGCAUUCAUCAACGGCAUUGAGAUCGUCCCGACGCCCGAGAUCUUCCCGCCUCAGCGCAACGCCUACGCGAUGCAGACGAUGUUCCGGCUCAACGUGGGAGGCCAGUUUUUCAUCUCUGAUUCUCCAGACUCCCGCACUUGGUACGAUGACUCUCCGCACAUAUACGGUGCGGGUUUCGGCCUCGCUGCUCGUGCAGACAGCGACGUCGCGGUUGCAUAUCCUUCUCCCGAGUUCAAGCUCGUCGCCCCGCCAGAUGUUUACAAAACGGCGAGGACUAUGGGGCCUAACUCCACGCUCAAUGUCAAUUACAACCUCACUUGGAUUCUUGAUGUGGAUGCGAAUUUCACCUAUCUUGUGAGGCUGCAUUUCUGUGACUUCAUUUUUGGGAAGGUGAAUCAGAGGGUGUUCUUCGUUUUCAUUAAUAAUCGUACGGUGGAGACGGAUGCAGACGUUGUGGCGUGGGCGGGAGGAAGAGGAGCGCCCGUCUACAAGGAUUAUAGAGUUGGUGGUGAUAAUCAGAUAUGGUUGGCUCUGCAUCCUAAUCCUGAGUCCAAGCCUCAAUACUAUGAUUCAAUCCUUAACGGGAUCGAGGUUUUUAAGCUCAACGACACGAAAGGGAGCUUGGCAGGCCCUAAUCCGAUCCCAUCUCCUAACGAAAGCGCAACUGCAACACAUGCAUCAAGAUCGAGAAAGAGUGUGGUGGUGAUUGUUUUAUCAGCAUGUGUUGUAGCUGCGUUUGGGGUUGUUUUCAUCGUUGGCUUUUUGAAACAUAGAAAAACACGGGGGAGUGAAGAGGGCGUGUCGUGGAUUCCUAUCUACGGGAGCUGGAGCAGGAGCAGCGGGAGCAGCAGUAGCCAGAUGAUCUCGAGCAGACUGUGCAGGCAUUUCUCGUUAGGCGAGAUGAGGGGGGCCACCAACGGCUUCAGUGAGUCAUGUGUGGUGGGCGUGGGAGGAUUCGGGAAGGUAUACAGAGGUUGCAUUGAUGGGAAUGCAACCGAGGUCGCUGUGAAGAGAGCACACCCUUCGUCUCAGCAGGGCUUGAAUGAAUUCUUGAAUGAAAUCGAACUCCUGUCUAAGCUCAGGCAUAGGCAUUUGGUUUCUUUGAUAGGAGCUUGUGAGGAAAACAAUGAGAUGAUACUAGUCUAUGAUUACAUGGCAAAUGGGACCUUACGAGAGCAUCUGUACGACAAGAACAACGAUAGCACGACAACAACAACAACAACAACACUGUCGUGGAAGCAGAGAUUGGGCAUCUGCAUAGGGGCAGCAAGAGGGAUUCACUACCUCCACACAGGAGCAAAACACCCUAUUAUCCACAGAGACGUCAAGACAACAAACAUUCUCCUAGACGACAAAUGGGUGGCUAAGGUAUCUGAUUUUGGGCUGUCCAAAACAGGACACGGCCUAGAUCAAGCACACGUCAGCACUGUUGUGAAAGGGAGCUUCGGCUACUUGGACCCAGAGUACUACAGGCUACAGCAGCUGACUGACAAAUCCGACGUUUACUCGUUGGGAGUUGUACUAUUGGAAGUGUUGUGUGCACGCCCGCCCAUCGACCCCUCCCUCCCGAAUGAGCAAAUCUGCCUAGCCGAUUGGGCGCUCAGGAGUUACAGCAAUGGUGGCAUACAUGAGAUGAUUGAUCCUAGAACUAGAGGUGAGAUUAAUCCAGAAUGUCUGAAACACUAUAUUGAAACCGCGCUCAACUGCUUGUCACAUGAUAGCGUUGAUCGCCCCUCAAUGGGGCAAGUUUUGAGCAGUCUUGAAUACUGUCUUAAGCUGCAGAUUGGUGAAUAA
Messenger RNA from Salvia hispanica, 2244 nucleotides. Lineage: Eukaryota; Viridiplantae; Streptophyta; Magnoliopsida; Lamiales; Lamiaceae. The record is from RefSeq and is a predicted model, not a curated record.